Hyla sarda is the source of this 1163-nucleotide messenger RNA. RefSeq names its product dCMP deaminase (gene DCTD). Gene Ontology annotation, cellular component: cytoplasm. The record is from RefSeq and is a predicted model, not a curated record. Lineage: Eukaryota; Metazoa; Chordata; Amphibia; Anura; Hylidae. The coding region runs from base 123 to 692 and encodes 189 amino acids. Gene Ontology annotation, molecular function: dCMP deaminase activity; zinc ion binding. Gene Ontology annotation, biological process: dUMP biosynthetic process; dTMP biosynthetic process. The transcript is spliced from 6 exons.
CGCUGCUACUUGGGGCGGAGGGGCGUGGCUCAUGUCAGCCAAUCAGAGUUAAUGCACAGACCGGGAAGUCUAUAAUUGUGUGACGUCAUUGCUCGCCCGCACGCUGCUUUACAGAACUGAUCAUGAGCGGAGGAGGUGCGGCAGCGAGCGGGCAACCCGUUGAAGCGGUGUGUAAGCGGGAGGAUUACUUAGAAUGGUGUGAAUAUUUUAUGGCGGUUGCCUUUUUAUCAGCUCAGAGAAGUAAAGAUCCAAGUUCCCAAGUCGGAGCUUGCAUUGUAAAUGAAGAGAACAAGAUAGUUGGUAUUGGGUAUAAUGGAAUGCCUAAUGGCUGUCAUGAUGAUGCCCUUCCAUGGGCUAGAACAGCAGAUGAUAGACUUAACACCAAAUAUCCAUAUGUUUGUCAUGCAGAAUUAAAUGCCAUUAUGAACAAAAACUCUGCCGAUGUUAAAGGCUGUGUCAUGUACGUAGCUCUUUUCCCAUGUAAUGAAUGUGCUAAGCUGAUCAUUCAAGCAGGUAUUAAAGAGGUAAUAUACAUGUCAGACAAGUAUCAUGACACACCGGAAAUGAAAGCUGCAAGGAGAAUGUUUGACCUAACUGGAACCAAAUACACGAAAUUUGUACCCAAGCGGAAAAGUAUAGUCAUUGACUUUGAUUCAAUCAAUAAAACCAAGCCGAGUCCACCAGUAUUGUGAAGACUUGACGACUGCCUUAUCAUCCAUCUUGGCUUUGUAAACGUCAUCUGCUUCAGUAAUCGAGAAGUUAGACCCUUUUUUACUUUUUUCUCUGUAGCGUCUUUUGAGACUUUAAAAGGCAGCAAAUGCAAAGUAAUUCCUUUUUAUAAUGUGCUCAAGAAAUGUCUUUAAAGCCCAGUAAACACAAAUACUCGGCUAUGGUUACUCUCCUGUACCUGCACACCUAGAGAGGGGGCUAAAGGAUUUCUGUUACCUGUUGCCUUUCUAUCAAUAUUUUAACAAUAAGUGGCACCUCUCCAGUAGAAGUAUAUACUGUUUUUAUGUUUUAUUGUUUCUUAGUUUCUAGGGAAUAGAUGUCUGUGUUUUAUAAGCCUGGCUGUGUAAAAUAUUUUAACUCGCAUGAUCUCUGUUCCCGGCAAUAAACUUUUGCUUUUUUUUUUAAAUAGUGUGUGUGUAUAUAUAUAAUGUGUG